This is a messenger RNA of Annulohypoxylon maeteangense, 501 nucleotides long. RefSeq lists its product as uncharacterized. The record is from RefSeq and is a predicted model, not a curated record. The coding region runs from base 1 to 501 and encodes 166 amino acids. Lineage: Eukaryota; Fungi; Ascomycota; Sordariomycetes; Xylariales; Hypoxylaceae. The transcript has 2 exons.
AUGAAGUUCUCUAUCAUCGCAAUCGCCGCCGCGGCCGCCCCUGGAGCUAUGGCCGACUUCUGGAUCAGCUAUAUGUCUAGAGAAGUGCCAGGUGUGCCAUCCGUCGUCGGCGGCAACAACCACGGUGCUAUAUUCCACAAGGAACCCGAGAUCAGCUGUGAUCAACACAAGAAAUCGAUGAUUUACUCUGACACCGACGACGUGAGCGGCAAACACGUCGGCAUGCGCACCGUCCCUGGUAACAGGGUCGCCUCGCCCUACUUCAGAGACCCCCUUGAUAUCGUCGAGUUUAACACCGGCGCAGGGAAGCCCGGCCAUCACACCAUCUACAAGGAUCGCGGAUUCGCCAUGUUCGACGUGGACGGGAGGCAGACUGGCCAAUGCUACGAGAAUAGAUCGAAGGUUUUCUAUCUGAGGUGCCCUGAUGGUGGUAACUUCGUUAAUCUGGAGGGAUCUUCGAUGUUUUUCUGCGAGUCUGAACUCAAUGUUACGUACAAUUAG